Molecule: messenger RNA, 6683 nt
Organism: Falco peregrinus (peregrine falcon)
Lineage: Eukaryota; Metazoa; Chordata; Aves; Falconiformes; Falconidae
Gene: THNSL1
Product: threonine synthase like 1
Exons: 2
Coding region: 154-2376 (740 amino acids)
Biological process (GO): amino acid metabolic process
Cellular component (GO): cytoplasm
Molecular function (GO): pyridoxal phosphate binding
Source: RefSeq, a predicted model, not a curated record
AGUUCUUCACAAAUCGUGUGCUUGGUUUGCCGCCCCUUCAGAAGAGAACUGGAUGCAGCUCUUCCAGCCUGCCUUGCUCUUGCACAAGUCUCAGUUGGGUGGAUUGCCAAGUUGGCUUGGGUAAAAAACCCAAACAAAACAACACAGCAGAAGAUGUUUCACGUUGUUCAAUGUCAGCCUUUAAGGCUUUUAACCCAAAACAGUCUUUCUGGCAUGUGUUUAAAACUGAUGCUUUCAAGACCUGUUGCAUUUGCACAGAUAUGGAAGUCAUGGUUCUCAAGCCAUUCUCUUGUUGGAAACAAAAAUAUUAUCCUGAUGGGACUUCCGGGUGCUGGGAAAACAACGACUGGGAGAAUAGUAGGUCAGAAGCUAGACUGCCCUGUCAUAGACAUAGAUGACGAUGUCCUUGAAACAACCUGGAAUAUGAGUGUGUCGGAAAAACUGCAGGAUGUUGGUAAUGAGCAAUUUUUAGAGGAGGAAGGAAAAGUCCUGUUGACAUUUUCAGCAUCUGGAAGUGUCAUUUCCCUUACUGGGUCCAAUCCAAUGCAUGCUGCUGGCAUGCAGCAUAUGAAAAAAAAUGGGAUAGUUGUGUAUCUGGAUGUGCCCACAGCAGUCAUUAUGAGCAGGCUGAAAUCGAUGAAAGUGGAUCGCAUUGUGGGCCAGUCUCCUGGUAUUUCUCUCAAGGACAUACUUCAGUUUAGGAAGCAGUUCUACAAAAAGUGGUAUGACAUCCGUGUUCUUUGUGGAGGGGAUAUUGCAGCAGAGAUUGUAGCAGAAAAAGUACUUGAUGCCGUGAAGAGAUACCAAAACUCGGAACUGGAAACUUUCAUUUCAACUAGAUCUAGUAGGUCUGGAAGAAGUAUGGAAAAAGACUCUCAUAAUUAUUUCAGUGAUGUUGUUAUUCAGGGCUUAGCCCCUGACGGAGGACUCUUUGUUCCUGAGAGAGGACUUCCCAGAUUCACUGCUGGAGAAUGGCAAGGCCUAAUAGAAGCAACUUACAUUGAAAGAGCCCAGGUGAUACUAGAAAGAUGCAUACAUCCUGCUGAUGUUCCUGCUUCUAAGCUGGCAGAAAUUAUUGGAACUGCUUAUGGAGAAAACUUUACUUGUUCUAAAAUUGCUCCAGUUAGACAUCUGGCAGGCAAUCAGUUUCUCCUUGAGUUAUUUCAUGGCCCAACAGCAUCAUUUAAAGAUUUUGCAUUACAGAUGGUGCCACAUAUAUUUGCAUACUGCAUUCCCAGAAGCUGCAAUUACUUGGUUCUGGUAGCUACUUCGGGUGACACAGGGAGUGCUGUCCUAGAUGGCUUUAGUCGCCUCCAUGACACUGACAAACAGAGAAUUGCUGUGAUUAAUUUUUUUCCUGAGGAUGGAGUAAGCCCAAUUCAAAAAUCACAGAUGAUUGGCUGUCAGAAAGAAAAUGCUUGGUCAAUAGGUGUCAAAUCUGAUUUUGAUUUUUGCCAGACAGCUAUAAAGCAAAUCUUUACUAAUUCUGAUUAUACUGGCUUUCUUACGGUAGAAUAUGGAACAGCUUUAGCUGCAGCAAACUCCAUAAACUGGGCACGACUGCUUCCUCAGAUAGUUUAUCAUGCUUCUGCAUACCUUGAUCUUGUUCAUCAGGGUAUUAUUCCUUUUGGAAGCCCUGUAGAUGUUUGCAUUCCUACAGGAAACUUUGGCAACAUACUAGCGGCUUUGUAUGCUAAAAUGAUGGGAAUUCCUAUUAGAAAAUGUAUUUGUGCUUCCAAUGAAAACAAUGUUUUGACUGACUUCAUAAGAACAGGUGUUUAUGAUUUGAGGGGAAGAAAAUUAAUUCCCACAUUUUCACCAGCAGUAGAUAUUUUGAAGUCCUCCAAUCUCGAGCGAUACUUGCACCUGAUUGCUAAUGAGGAUGGACAACUGGUGACACAAUUAUAUAACCAGCUGGAAAAUAAGGGCCACUUCCAGCUACGGAAAGAUCUACUUGAAAAGCUUCAGCGAGACUUGGUGGCUGGGUGGUGCUCUGAGGAGGACUGUCUGGCUGCCAUUCACUCUGUAUACAGUACUACAGGAUAUAUUUUGGAUACACACACAGCUGUUGCUAAAGUAGUUGCAGAUCGAUUACAAGAUAGAACUUGUCCAAUUAUUAUUUCAUCUACGGCUCAUUAUUCUAAGUUUGCACCUGCUAUCUUGAGGGCCUUGAGGAUUGCAGAAAUAAACCAGAAUCCCUUAAGUCAGCUUUACUUGCUGAGUUCUUACAGCCCUCUGCCUCCAGUCCACUGGGGCCUGUUAGAGACCUUGAAAAAGAAGGGAAGUGAGGAACACCAGGUCUGUGCUGCUGAUAUGAGUAUGCUAAUGUCCUGUAUAGAAACCUUAAUUCAGAAUCGAUUUAUGAAAGUUUUCUGAGCAACUGAUCAGAUGUCCACUGUGUCAAUUGUGAUACGUUCUUAACAAGCUGCAUGUUUUAAUAAAGCCAUGAUUCAUCUGGCCUGUGUCCAAUCCACAGCAUAACGUCUGCAGUUUUAUACUCUGUUGUCAAGUUUUCAACAGUAUUUGUAAGUAACACAUGUGAGAUUUCUAGUAGUGGUGAAAGGUUGUGAAUUGAGAAUUUAUAAAAAACUGGAAUACUUUUUUGCGGGUCAUAUGUAGCAGAGACACCAGUACUGCUGGCUUUCUUUGGCAGUGCUGUCUCCUUCACAAGCCUGAAGCGUUCUCCAUGGAAGGAGGAAGAUAAUGAAGUAUGACCGACCUUUCUGAAACUAACAGCUCUGGUUUUGUUGCAAGAAUGAUGUGAUCAUUUGGUCAGUGUGUGAUUAGUUAAACUUGAACUCACUUCAUUUAGGACACUGAAACAUGAUAAGGUACUGUAAUGAUGUUCGUAUAUUACUAAUGAGGGUUGAUUUCACUACAAAGAUUGAAGUAUACUUGUAUUGUUAAUCCUUGAACCAUCCAAUCUGGUAGUAUGUUAUCGUCUAUGUUAUACAUAUCGUAUAUGUAUUGUGAGGCCAGCAUUUAUGUAAAAAAAUCUGGUAAUUUUGGUUUUUACACUUUUUCUCCCAGAUAUUUUCCUGUAUAAAAUAGAAUCCUUUGUUUAAUAUUUUUAAUAUUUUUUCAGAUGUGACUCUUCCUCCGGUGUGUUGUAGUCUCUUUCCUGGAUCUUUUCUAUUGGAACUUUCAACUUUAGAAUCCUUUUUUAAUGCUAUAGAAGAAUUUGCUAGUAGUAGCAGCAGUCUCCUUAAAUAAGAACCAGACUUCACCAUUUAUUUACAUUUAUUUCUUGUAUUCUAAGUUUUUAGAAUGUAAGUUUUAUCUUUGAGGUCAUACAGCUUUCUUGUUCUAAUAACUUCUGUUUUCAUAUUUUUCUUAAAUCUUCUUGACAUUCUAUUCUAUUCAUACUUCGCUUGACUUAGUGUAAGAAAGAAGCUUCCCAAAGUACUUGGCAUCCCAUCAAGGAAAGCGAAGGAUGAAUUCUAGUGUGUGGAAAAUGUGAUAGCAUCAGAGGUAUUAAUUGUGUAACCUAAAAUAAAUCUACGUUAGCAAUCUGGUUUUGCUAAUGACAGGCUCCUUAUUGGGUUUUAGCAUUAAAAAAACAAUAGAGCAGUUUGUCCUAGGAGAUCAUGUGGUUAUGGACAAACAUAUUCUGCUAACUGUAGAUGGUAUUUGGCAAGGACGUAAAAUAUAACUACAUUUCAUGCUAGGAGAAAUGGUAAAAUGAUGUAUUGGCAAGUUUUGAAUGGCAGUUAGAGGUAAAGAGCUAAGAGUCAUCAGGUGUGAGGACACAACUAUGGGAGGUUGUGUUUCCCACCAAGAUUCAAAUAGGGAAGGUGUUGGCAAGAGAGAUGGUAAUUGAUAACAUUUUUUGCCUCUUUGAGAAGCGACAUGUAGAUACCAGGACUCAUUUGGGGCUUUGAACUGUUGCCAUAUCUGCCAGCUUCCUUUGUGUGUCUGCUUGUACUUUUUGCCACAUUAGGGUUAAGAAGAUGUCAUCUAGCAAACUGUUUUAAAGACUUGUCAUUUCUUCCAGUGUAAGAUAAAAAGACCCAAGCAUGAUGUGCAUUUGCCACAGUGAAUACAUUAUACAAUAAAAUUUAAUGUAGGUGGUAGUAAAGGUGUGACACAGUAACUUUCUAGAUUCCGCCAUUCUUGGAUGCCUUUUUAGGACCUUUCUAGUUCUUUUCUGUGCUAGGUCCUUGUUCACUAUUUCUGCAGUAACUUUGGAAAAUAAUUUUUUAUUUUCACAGAAUCACAGAACAGCCCAGGUUGGAAGGGACCUGAAAACAUCAAUCUGGCCCAAUCUUUCAUGGGAAAGGGAGCCUAGAUGAGAUGAGCUAGCACCCUGCCCAGUCACAUCUUAAAAACUUCCAGCGAUGGGGACUCUUAUCACAUCCCUGGGGAGGUUGUUCCAGUGAUGGAGUGUUCUCGUUGUGAAAAAUUUCUUUAUAUCAAGAUGAAACUUCUCCUGGUGCAACUGAUAGCUGUUUUCUCUUGUCAUCUCUGUGUGGCUACUUGUGAAGAGAGCACCUCCAUCCUCUAGAAGCCACCAUUUAAGUACUGGAAAAUUGUGAUGAGGUGCCAUUUUGUUCUGCAGGGUGAUAAGGCCCGGAGUCUCAUUCAGGUUCUCCUCAUAGGGCAGAGGAAUUUUAAUCAUUUUCCAGACACAGCAUGAGAAAGACCAUAAAUACGGAAUUAAAAAAAUAAUCAGAGUUCUGUAAGGACAAUAUAGCAUACUGCCAAAAAAGCAGCAUUGCUUGUGUGGGUGAUAAGUGCACAUCCACCAUGUAUUUCUGUAUGUUUCAGACUGAUUCUUACAGUAGUUCCACGUGGAAAAAAAAUAAUGCUUUCUCUGGGUGUGCUCAGUACAAAACCAAAAUUCUGUAUCUUUAAAGUAACCAAACCGAAACAAAACCCCCAAACAAGCCAGACUGCCUGAGUUACUGGAACAGGAGGUGAUUUCAGCAUAAGAUCUCUGUGGAAAUCCUGCAGUACCUGGUUCCAUGGGGCUCAAUGCCAUUACAUCUCAUAGGGCCAUUUGUUGUGCACUGCUAUGAUACUUUCCAGAAAUGUCCACAAAGAAGAGCUUGUUUUCAUAGAAGGUACCUAAAAGAGAAAAGCUGAGAUUCUAAACAAGAUUAGUCUAGAAGCCAACAUUCUGCCUUGAGUUAGCUCAUUAUUAGAUAAAACAGAACUAAACCGAGGAUUUAUUUUGGCAUGACUCAAACAAUCAAUAUUUCAAAGUUCAUGGCAGUAACUCAAGCUUGGCUUGAAGGGGAAAGUAUUAGUAAAAUUUCUAGUUGCUAUUUGCAUAGCACAUGAGCCAUUGUAACAGCUGAUGAAUAAAGAAAUGAGCAAUUACAGGCUUUAAAUGUGGACUUAAGGUGUAUAAAGGCAGGGGUUAAAGAGCACAUAGGGUAUUAGUACAUUUCUUAGGAUGUCUAAAGGCUUUUACAAUACAGUAUUUACGAGUUUUUAAAAAUCAUAAGUUAAUUUUUGGACUUUUAUAACUUCAUUGAACUAUUUUUGUGCACCACAUUUGCUUGUGGAUUCUGGUAACGGGCACCUUAAAACGCUGCAGUAGUGUUGCGAUCCUGGAUGUACACAGUAUCUGUGGUCUGGUGCUGAUGCUAUGUUGUGGUAGCUGUAAUGUACAGUCUUCGGGUUUGCCUUGUCCUGCAGGGCCUGGAAGAAUGCAAGAGAAAAAGUUUCCAAGUUUCCAGCAUACUCAGUAUAGCUGGCUGCAGGAGCGUAGGAUAGUGAAGGAAGCAAUCCUGCUUUCUCAGCCCAGCUUUUCUGAAUGUCAGUCAGCAAAAUACUGUGGUUCAAUAUUCUGCUACUGUUACUGUACUUUUUUUCACUACUGUCAGUGUUAUGAAAGGUUCAAAAGACAUUACUGAAUAAGAGUGGACACAAGUGCCUUUUUUUUGUCUUUUGCAGACAUCAGGCACGCUGUUGUCAUGCAAUGUUUUAUAUUAACUUCUUAAGGUAAAAGUGAUAGGCUAGUGAUACACAAAAGCAAAUCAGCAUGGUGAUGGUUAGCAGGAUUCUUUAAGCGUUUUAGGCUUGGUGUAUAUGCAGUUUGCCCCUAUUUGUCUAAAGAUAGGAUGUUGCAAUCUAAAUCAACAUAAGCCAGGUCUGCAGAGAGUGUGAACAUGCAUAUAUACACAUUUCUACUAGCUUUGUUGACCUGGAGUAAUAGCAUAGCUUUAGUUAAGCUUUUAUUCUUCUGUAUAGGUAAAUCUUUGCUGAACACUGAUAUUACAUGAAAAACCUUAAGGACAAAAAUAACAAAUGUAAGGACAAAUGUAAUGUCUAUGUUUACACUUUUUAUUAUAAGACUGUUUGUAUGAAAAAUACUUUGUUUUGCUUACAGCUGCUCAUUACUUGCCUUUAGUCAGAGUCCUGCUUCUCAAGGUGACAGUGGUUUGAGUUAAAGGCUGAAUAGAGCAGAUAAGGAUAACUUCAGAAGAUAAUUUUGUUUUCUUAGUAUCUUACAAUUUAGAAAGAAUUGCAAUUUAUGUUUUUGAGGUGAUGGAAUAUUUUAGCAGUAACAACUCUAAAGGGAAGGUUCUUCUUUUUCAAGAGGUCAACUCUGUUCUUCAAGCACAUCAAGAACACACAUUGUUAUCAAGUAUAUCAUGUUUGGCGUGCCUGAAGUAUGUAUUAGUCACUUGUAUCCACUGUAUUUUCUUUAAAUAAAUACUGCAGGAUCCACUCUA